AUGCGGUCGGUGCUCUCUCCUCUUUCGUUGUCGCUUGCGUUAGCAGUCCUCCUGCUACCAUUCACCAUGGGUGUGAAGCAAGAAGACUUCAAGCAGUGCUCACAGACCUCUUUCUGUCGUCGAUUAAGGUCGAUAGCCAAUAGACAAGAGGAAGCUUCAGCGGGUUCAUUCAACUCACCUUAUUCUCUGUCUGCCCCUGAAGCAUUGGAAGUAGGGGCUUGGAAUUGGAACCUCAAGUCCACGCUUUACCCGCAGAUCAACUUUCAGCUGCGGGUUGACAUUCUGGAGGAGGGUGAUGGAAUUGUUAGAGUUCGUGUAGAUGAGGUUGACUCUACCACACCGUUCCAAAGGUAUAACGAAACUGCUCGAUGGGCUUUAUUAAACACCAAUCCUCCUUUGUCUUCCACAGCUUCAAUCAAGACUGCUUCUGGCAAGAGUAUCAUUUCCUAUGGUCCUACAGCCUCCAAACUUACUCUGGAGGUACAACACUCGCCUUUGAAAAUCACUCAACUACGAAAUGGAAAUCCGGAAAUCGUGUUCAAUGACCGGGCUCUGUUCCAUAUGGAACAUUUUAGGGUAAAAGAUGUUGAGAAAACGGAGGAGAUUUUGAGUGACUCUGAGCAGAUGAUCCUGAAUGGCAAUAAAAUGGAUAGGAGCUGGUUUGAAGAGAGCGAUAUAGAUGCUUUCGAGGAAACUUGGAAAAAAUGGACCGACUCAAAACCCAAAGGUCCCGAGGGCUUCUCUCUUGAUCUUUCAUUCCCCGGCGUCAACCACAUCUACGGUCUGCCCGAACAUGCUUCACCUCUUUCUCUUCCUGAUACCCUCGGUCCUCACGCUCACUAUUCCGAGCCAUACCGACUCUACAAUGUCGACAUCUUCGAGUAUCUUGCCGAUUCCCCUAUGUCUCUUUACGGCGCCAUACCUUUACUUCACGCUCAUUCCUCUGAACAUUCAGUCGGUGUAUUGAACCUCGUUGCGUCCGACACUUGGGUCGAUGUCCGACACGAUGCCGACGCUGUCCGAACCCACUGGGUAUCAGAAUCUGGUAUUCUUGAUGUUCUUUUGCUUCCUGGGCCUAAACCUAAGCAACUGUUCGAGCAAUAUUCCAUUCUUACUGGACCUACACCUCUACCCCCUCAGUGGUCUACAGCAUACCACCAAUGUAGAUGGAACUACAACGACGAGGAAGAUGUAUUGGAUGUACAAAGGAAAUUCGACGAAGCUGAUAUCCCAUUGGAUGUCACUUGGCUAGAUAUCGAGUAUGCCGAUGAGCACAGAUAUUUUGAUUGGAAUCACAAAUUCUUCCCUGACCCCGUGAAAAUGAUAGAUGAGGUAGCAAGCAAAGGCAGAAAGAUGGUAGCUAUUGUGGAUCCCCACAUCAAGAGAACCGAUUCCUUCCGUAUCUACUCGGAUGCUAAAGAUCUUGAUGUGCUGAUUAAGAAAUCGGAUGGAUCCAAUUUCGAGGGUUGGUGUUGGACUGGCAGCAGUGUUUGGGUGGAUUUCUUCAACGAAAACUCCUGGAGUUGGUGGACGAAGAUGUUCAAUCUUAACACGUGGAAGGAGUCUACCAACGCACUGUUCAUUUGGAACGAUAUGAACGAGCCUUCCGUAUUUGACGGCCCUGAAAUCAGUAUGCCCAGGGACAACAUCCAUGCUGGAGGAUGGGAACACCGUGAUCUACACAACAUAAACGGUAUGAUGUUCCACAAUCAAACUGCGCAAGCUCUAAUUGCUCGAGAGGUCCCUGCCAAACGGCCUUUUGUCCUUUCUAGGGCCUUCUUCGCGGGCUCGCACCGAUAUGGGGCUAUUUGGACCGGUGAUAAUAUGGGUGACUGGGAGCACCUUGCUGGUGAGACCGCGAUGUUACUCUCGAACAACAUAGCCGGAAUGGUGUUCAGUGGUGCCGAUGUCGGAGGAUUUUUUGGUAACCCUACUCCUGAACUCCUCGUCAGAUGGUAUCAAGCAGGAGCUUUCAUGCCAUUUUUCAGAGCUCAUGCUCAUAUCGAUACCAAAAGGCGUGAACCAUACCUGUUCGACGAGCCUAUCAGAGGUUAUUUGCGAGACAUCAUCAGGUUGAGAUAUCAGUUGUUACCAGUAUGGUAUAAUGCUUUCCACGAUUCCAGUUUGACUGGAGUACCUAUCAUGACACCCCAAUAUGCUGCUUUCCCCGAAGAUGAGCAAGGGUUCGCCAUAGAUGAUCAGUAUUACAUUGGUGAUUCAGGAUUGUUAACCAAACCUGUUACCCAAGAGGGAGCGGAGACUACUCAGGUGUACAUUUCCGAUGCACAACCUUACUAUGACUACUUCACUCAUCGCCUCCAUCCCGCUUCAGCUCAUCAGACUCUGACACUGAACACUCCUAUAUCUACUUUCCCAUUGUUGAUACAAGGGGGCUCAAUUCUUCCCAUCAGACAAAGAGUUCGACGAUCAUCUCCAUUAAUGUGGCAAGAUCCAUUCACUCUAAUAGUAGCUCUGUCCAAGGAAGGAACUGCAUCAGGUAAACUAUAUUUAGACGACGGAGUCAGUUACGGAUAUCUCCAAGGUGAAUAUAUCUCCAAAUCAAUCAAUUUCGAUGGAAAGUCAUUGUCGUCAACUUCGACCAAAAUUGUAACACUGUCAAAAGAGACCGGAUUGGAAACUUAUGAUCCUGAAAACAACACUUGGGCUCAAGCUAUCUCCCAUGUCAAGAUAGAAUCUGUGAUCAUACUGGGAUUGAAGAACUCUCCUAAGAGUGUCAAGUUUGAUGACCAAGAAGUGGAGUGGACAUUCGAAUAUGGUGUAGCUUCUAAUGGGAAGAAAGAAGGUGAAAGCUCAGAAUUGAAAAUCAAGAAUCCAGGUGUGGGAGUUGUGGGUGACUGGAAGAUUGCAUUUGCAUAA
Kwoniella shivajii is the source of this 2877-nucleotide messenger RNA. RefSeq lists its product as uncharacterized. Lineage: Eukaryota; Fungi; Basidiomycota; Tremellomycetes; Tremellales; Cryptococcaceae. Gene Ontology annotation, molecular function: carbohydrate binding; alpha-glucosidase activity. Gene Ontology annotation, cellular component: glucosidase II complex. Bases 1 to 2877 code for a protein of 958 amino acids. Gene Ontology annotation, biological process: N-glycan processing; carbohydrate metabolic process. The record is from RefSeq and is a predicted model, not a curated record. The transcript is spliced from 11 exons.